AUGAAUGCUUGUAGAAUUGGUUAGAAGUGGAUCUAAUAGAAAUCGGUUGUAUUCAAAAUAGGAAUUACAAAAAGUUUGAAAAUAUUGUUAUAAAUUUUUAAAGUGUAUUCCUACAUUGAUUAUAAGAAAUCUAAUCCAAGACCUAAGAAUAAUAUAUCCUAAUUCUUGAAAGAGAUGAGAUGUCUAAAUUAGGAAUUUUUUAUGUAAAUAAUUAUUGAUGCCAAAUUUUUGUUAGGAAUAGGAGUUGGCUUUUUUGUGGCUUCAUUUCUAAUGUUACCAAAAAUUUAAAAUCAUUAGGGUAAUGGGUCUAAUCCUAAGCUAAAAUUAUCAUCUAAAUCAAUCCCUUCAACUUUAGAUUUAAAAUAAGUUUAUUUGAAGAAAAGUGACAAAUCCAAACAAUUUAAAGAGAGGGGAUCAACUUUUUAAUUAUAAAAAACAGGAUUAAAGAAUAAUAAAAAUGAUUUUUUGGAAGAAGAUGAAAUUAGAAAGAGGGUAAAGAUGGAGUAUCAUCAAUUUGAACCUAAGUUUGAUGAAACAUUUAUUGAAGUCAAAUCCAUUAAUACUUCAUCUGACUUUGAAAGCCCAUAAUAGUUAAGAAUUGAAUGCACAACCUUAUUACCAAUAAACGAGAACUUUGUAUCUUAACAAGAUGAUCACUAUUUUACUUAAAAUGAUAAGGGAUCCAAAGAAAUCGAAAAAGAUAUUUAAGCGCUAGCCAAUAUUUAAGAAUCUCCAGUAGUUAAUAAUAAUUGCUUUAAGAAUGAUGAACUAAAUGUUAAAUAAGUGUUCUAAAAUAGAAAUUAAGAUUUAAUAAGGAAUGAUUGA
Messenger RNA from Paramecium tetraurelia, 825 nucleotides. RefSeq lists its product as uncharacterized. Lineage: Eukaryota; Ciliophora; Oligohymenophorea; Peniculida; Parameciidae. The record is from RefSeq and is a predicted model, not a curated record. The transcript has 2 exons.